Messenger RNA from Echinostoma caproni, 261 nucleotides. The record is from the annotation of a GenBank genome assembly. Lineage: Eukaryota; Metazoa; Platyhelminthes; Trematoda; Plagiorchiida; Echinostomatidae.
GCCCCCAGUCAACAGUUGGUUUGUGAUUUGGUCGCAUAUUGGACCCGAUCCCCGGCAGAAUUGGACUUCAGUGACUGUCUGCGUAAAGAUCGUAAAGAGGAGGAACAGCGACGGCGUGCGGAGCUUGAUUCGUGUACACAAGCUGCUAAAUUCCGUAUUCAACGCUUCAAACACAUAUUGCAACAGUUGGUUGGCGAUGUUCCCGUUACUGAUGAUACUGGUGAUGAAGAACUUUUCUCUGACUCUUUUGUCUAUGAUUAA